Paramecium pentaurelia is the source of this 1000-nucleotide messenger RNA. Lineage: Eukaryota; Ciliophora; Oligohymenophorea; Peniculida; Parameciidae. The record is from the annotation of a GenBank genome assembly.
AUGGAUUAGCAAGAAUUAAUUUGCUUCACAUGUCAUAAAGUAUUUAAAUUAAAGCGAGCUUUAUAAGAACAUUAAUUAAUCCAUUCUGGGGAAAAGCCCUAUAAAUGGUUAGUUUAUAUAGAUAAUUUACUAGUGUAACUUGUAAUUAAUAGUUUCGAUAAUAUUCUUCAUUAUAAAAGCAUGACCGUAUUCAUACAGGAGAAAAACCAUAUUCUUGUUAAGAGUGUGAUUAAUCAUUUUCUUAAAUAUCAAAUCUGAAAAGACAUUAAUUUAAACAUAAAGAACAGAAACCAUAUACUUGUGAAGUUUGUUAAAAACAAUUCAUUACUAAUUAAAAUUAUUAAUAACAUUAAAACAAACAUAAAUAAUAAAGAUAAAGUUAUGUUUGUGAAUGUAAUCGAACUUUUCUAUAUAAAUGUAGUUUAAAAAAACAUUAAAAAAUUCAUUAGAAAUUUGAUAAUACAGAUUAAUUCAUAAAUCUUUAAUAAAUAAAUUAAAUUUCAGCAGAUCUUAGAAUAUUUUUUACUGCCUCUCAUCCUUAAAUUCUUCAUUUUAAUCAUAUUGAUAUAUUAUUUAAUGGAAGAUUAUAUAAUUAUAAUGAAUGUAAUUAUUUAUUUACUAAUAUUAAGAAACUGGUAGGAUUGAAUUACAUGAUUUGAUUGAUUAAUAAUAAUAAAAUUGUGAUCCAAUAAAAGAUCAUUAACAUUUUGAUUCAUAAACCUAAUAUGAAUUAAUUAAAUGCAUAGAUUGUAAAUAAGAAAGAUGUUGUUGCAAAUAAAAAUAACUUUUUAAUAAUUGUUGUUUAGCUUGUAAUGGUGGAAAUUGUGGUGAAACUCCAUUUGCAAUAUCCUAAAUAAUACAUUUUCAUGGUCCAAAUUGUGGUCAUCCAAUUGUUAUUCAUAAUGAACAUAUCGAUUAUUUAGUUAAUGAAAUGCUUCAUUAUCCUCAUGAUGGUCAUUGUGACAAUCAUGGAAUUUUGAAUAGAAUUAGAGUGAAAUGA